This is a messenger RNA of Microcebus murinus (gray mouse lemur), 1438 nucleotides long. NCBI's taxonomy places the organism in Eukaryota, Metazoa, Chordata, Mammalia, Primates, Cheirogaleidae. The record is from RefSeq and is a predicted model, not a curated record.
CUGCCCUCCGCGCGCCCCAGCCACGCGCCCCUCUGCCCUGCGCGCGACAGGCCCGGGCCGGGAAGCCCCUCCGGCCGCGCGGCCGUGUUUACACAGCGCCCCGGGCUGCGCCCCGCCUGCGCCGCCCGAUUUUUAAGCCAUAGACCCGGGGCCGGGGCAGGAAGGGGCUUCCCCCGCCGCUUCCAAGAACCCUGGCCGUGACGUUCGGGGCUGGGCGGGACCUGCCCCCACGGACCCCAACUUCCCCUGCAAACCCAGAAGUGAAACCUGCUGCCGACCGGUCCCCGCGACGACGGGGCCGCCGCGAGACGCCCCCGCGCCACGGAAAGGCCACCGCGAAAAACGGCCGGCGCCGCCCGCGCUCCCGGCGGGCGCGGACUCGGGGCUCCGCCGCGAUCAUGUUGGGUUUUGAUUUUCCUUUCCCUUGACUGCGAAACCCUCCCUCCUCUCCCCUCUUUUGGGACAAGAGCCCUGGUUUUCUACGCCGCCCUCGGGCCACCACGCCGCCUGCCCGGCCCGGCCGGGGGGCGGCUUUUGUACGCGGCUCCCCCUGCCACACGCGUCCGUCCCGCCGCCGGGAUGGCCCUGUCGCCGCUCCUGCCGCCCCUGCUGCUGCUGCUGCUGCUGCUGGCGGAGCCCGCGGCCGCGCGGGCGUCCCCCGUGGAGCGCAGGCCGGGCGCCUGCAAGACGGGCGAGCUGUGCCUGCAGUCCCCCGCCAGGACGGCCCUCGCGGCGCCUCUCGUCCCCGGAGGAGACUCCUCACAACGUCUCCCUGGUGAUGCCCUAACGAGAAACGCUCAGGAGAGGAACGUCAGCGGCCGGUGGGAGUUCCAGUGUCAGCACGGGGAGCAGGAGUGCCGGCUCAACAAGGUGGAGGCCUGCCUGCUGGACAAGCUGGACGCGGAGGCGGCCUUCCUGACCAUCGUCUGCGUGGAGCAGCUGGAUGACAUGGAAAAAAAUCUCAAACCCUGCCUCGAGCUCUACGCCCCAGCCGUGUCGCCCGCCGCCAUCCUGGAGUGCGCCACCGGGGACCGCGGCACGGAGCUGAUGCACGCCAACGCCCAGCGCACGGACGCCCUGCAGCCGCCGCACACCUACGUGCCCUGGGUCGUCGUCAACGGGGCAGUCUUGGAAGACCCCAGCCAGCUGCUGGCCGCCGUCUGCCGGCUGUACGAGGGCGAGAAGCCGGAUAUCUGCAGGCCCCUGUCGAGGUCGCGAAGGCAGGUCUGCUUCAAGUGAGGCCGCCGCCCGGAGGAGGCGGCGGCUGCUGCAGGGAGACGGACAGCCCGGCCGCCGCCCGUCUGUGGCGCCCGCCCUCAGCUGCCACCGCGCCACCCCGUGACCUCGUGCGCCCUCGGACGCCCCGCUGGAAAGCAGCGCUGCCCCAGGCAGCAUCUGGCCUCACCGGGAAAGGCAUUAAAAGGAAGCAUCUGCUAAA